Molecule: messenger RNA, 1248 nt
Organism: Octodon degus (degu)
Lineage: Eukaryota; Metazoa; Chordata; Mammalia; Rodentia; Octodontidae
Gene: CUNH6orf136
Product: chromosome unknown C6orf136 homolog
Exons: 6
Coding region: 143-1105 (320 amino acids)
Source: RefSeq, a predicted model, not a curated record
CGCACGCGCAACAUCUCCGGCGCCCUCGGCCCCUUCCCCCUUCCCCGGUUUCCCCUUCACGAAGCCGGCUCUGGGGCGCGCUCACCCUGUGAGGAGCCCAGGGGCCGGACUCGGGGGGCGCCCUCUCCACGCCCGCACAAUUAUGUAUCACCCGAGCCGGAGGGCGGCGCGGCGCCUCGGGCCCUCCCUCCGCGCGUACCAGGCGGGACCCCAGGACCAGCUUUGUCCACGGACCCCCCCUUUCCCACCCCUUUGGUCCCACUGCACAGCAGCCACUUCCCCAUUGACUCCUCUUCCUCGGCCCCCCGCACCCCGCUGUCCCCCCAUCUGCUGCCCUGCUGGCCGGCCUCGUCCCCCACCUUCCCCACUGCCUCUCCCCCAGGUCCAGGUGCUUGCCUCCCCUUGGCUGGUUGUCCCACCCGGAAAGGGGGAAGAAGGACCAGGGCCUGAGCUGCACAGCGGCUGCCUGGAUGGCCUUAGGAGCCUCUUCGAGGGACCCCCCUGCCCUUAUCCCGGGGCCCUGAUGCCUUUCCAAGCACACAGGGCUGCCCACCCUGCCCCAGCCACCCGGCCAGGAGACCCUAGCAUGGAGGAGCACCUGGCUGUUAUGCAUGAGAGGCUGCGGCAAGAGCUUCCCAACCUAUUACUUCACUCCCACGACUAUACUUUGUAUUCACCGGACGUGGAAUUCAUCAAUGAGAUUCUGAACAUUCGUACCAAGGGCCGGUCAUGGUACAUUCUGUCACUGACUCUCUGCCGCUUCCUGGCCUGGAACUACUUUGCACAACUCCGGCUGGAGGUCCUCCAGUUGACUCGCCACCCAGAGAACUGGACCCUGCAGGCCCGGUGGCGGCUCGUAGGGCUUCCCAUCCAUAUGCUCUUUCUGCGUUUCUACAAGCGUGACAAAGUGGAGCUUUACCAGACCUACGAUGCCUACUCCACCUUCUACCUGAACUCCAAAGGCCUCAUCUGCCGGCAUCACUUGGACAAGCUGAUGCCAACACACUCGCCGACCUCCCCUGUGAAGAAGCUGCUGGUGGGUGCCCUGGUGGCACUGGGGCUGUUGGAGCAGGAACCCAGCCUACAUGUGUGCCCCAAGGCCUGAGCGGGAGGCUGGCGGAGGCCCUGAAGUUGUGCUGCGUGCGCACAGGAGCAGGGGCCAGGACCCCUGUCCGUAACGCUGCUGUGUAUUUCACUUGUACAUAAUAAAUUAAGUGUUGUAAAAAAAUAAAUAAAUAAAGAGUUGUG